UUGGGACCAGAAGGGCAUUCGGACGCCACCGUAUAUCACCGAUGGCUGUUGCGAGGCUGACCCAGUUUGCCGUUGUGACGCUACACAUCCUUUCGGGAAUCGUGGUUGUUCUGGCCAAAAGAGAAUUCUGUGGAGGUGUUUUUCUUGAAGUGCAACUUGACCAUGCUUUAAUCGGUCACGCUAUGCUCACGACUUUAGUCGUAGACGAGUUUGAUUGUCAUUUCAAAUGCAUAAGUAAGAGCUGUAAGUCGUUUAACGUUCGUCCCAGUGACAGCAACGGAAACCGAAUUUGUGAGCUGAACAAUGAAACAAGGCAGAUGAAACCAAGUGAUUUUAAACAGAAAAAAGGAUCUACCUACUAUGCCUCUGUUCAGGUCGCCUGCCUGGAUGUCGCUGUCAGAGGUUUAUAUAAGGAUUCGCCUGGCCAUUCAUGUAAGGACAUCCGGGACUCAGGUUUCUUUCAAAAGGACGGGGAGUACUGGAUCGACCCCGAGAAGAACGGAAAGCCUAUAAAGGUCUACUGUGACAUGACAACUGACGGAGGAGGUUGGCUUCUUGUUUCCAACGUUGUGGUAGACGACCCGUCCUCGCGACAGCUUUCGAUUGAGUCUUCAUACCGUGAAAUCAGCAACUGUCGCGACAACAAGGCGUUGUUUAUCACGACGGAUGCCAUGAAAGAACUGAGAACACACUUGUCCUUCACUCAACUGAGAUUUCAUUGCAGUAAACAAAAUGGACGUACAAUCCACGUGACUACCGCUGCUAACAGCUCUGGUGAAGCUGUAGUCCAGUAUUUCAGUGGUCAGAUGGAUUCCCGCCCCUUAGGCUGUGGCUCGUUUAAAAGAAUGGAAGAUGAUAACUCCAGAACAACUGCAAGAUGUCAUCAAUGGAGAGAUAUGAGGUGGGGAUUAGCAAGCGUCGCACAGCAAAGGUUAAACGAUCAUCCUUUAUUUUUACCGGGGGAUACUCACUGGCGUUUGACAGAUGGGAAUCAAAGAUGGGAGUGCGACGACUUCAAGAAGAACUCUCAUACAGAAUUUUUUGCGCUGUCCUCUGAUGAUUUCUGGAAAGUCUUUGUUCGUUAG
Molecule: messenger RNA, 1085 nt
Organism: Pocillopora verrucosa
Lineage: Eukaryota; Metazoa; Cnidaria; Anthozoa; Scleractinia; Pocilloporidae
Molecular function (GO): extracellular matrix structural constituent; oligosaccharide binding
Source: RefSeq, a predicted model, not a curated record